Molecule: messenger RNA, 388 nt
Organism: Caenorhabditis sp. 36 PRJEB53466
Lineage: Eukaryota; Metazoa; Nematoda; Chromadorea; Rhabditida; Rhabditidae
Source: the annotation of a GenBank genome assembly
AUGUGCAAGCUCUUCGUCGCCCUCGUCGCCCUCAUCGCCGUCGCCGUCUACGCCAAUCCUCCAACGCCACCAACCUGUGAGUAAAGAAUCACAUUCGAGCACCGGAACUAGUUGCCUUUCAGCCGAGGAGAUGCAGGCGGAGCUCGUCGCCGCCGGGCUUUCGUCGACCGCCGCUGCCGGAGUCGUGGAAAUCGGAGAGAAGUACAAGAGCGAACUUGAGUCCGCCAAGGGAGACAAGGACAGCGCGAAGAGCAUCUUCGAGAAGAUCAAGAGCGACACCGACGCCUACAUCAAGACCCAGUCCUCUUCCGAUCAGACCGCCUAUGCCGCUUUCGUCGAGAAGAAGAAGGCCGAGUUCGAGGCUCACCACACUACCCCAACUCACUAA